This is a messenger RNA of Anisakis simplex (herring worm), 282 nucleotides long. Lineage: Eukaryota; Metazoa; Nematoda; Chromadorea; Rhabditida; Anisakidae. The record is from the annotation of a GenBank genome assembly.
AUGCUCGACCAGGUGCAGGAGGAUGGUUUUGGUUGGACGAAUGGGGUCGUACUCGACCUGCUCACAACGUAUAACGAUCGUAUGUCUGUGCUCGGCCCUGGUCUCGAUGAUAAAUACUCGCCGUUCAGACCACAAACGGAUUUCUAUUUCCGUGAUGAACCCUAUCAUUCAGAUUCGCGAUCGUCAAGGAGUGCUCUCAACGGAGCAUCUCAACAACUCAACGAUCUCCGAUCAUUCACUGUUUUUGUGCUUUCAAUUUUAGUCGCGUCGAUAUUUCUGUAA